CCGGAAGUUGCCGAGAGUAGUGGUCUGCUGAGCUGUCUGUGUUUUAGCAGAGCAGUUUUAUAAGUCUCUGUGUAGCGUACUGUCGUGUAUUCACCCCCCGUCGGUUGGAAACUACUCUUCUAACAUGAUGGGUGGUGUUAGUGAGACUCGUGUGUGUAACAAUGUUUACUUUUAGUUUGAGUCGCUAACAUCAGUUAGCAUAAGUUAGCAGAGUAGUUCACGGACCCUCGGAUACAUGGACACUUUGCUGGUUGUUUACAUCUCCUAACUCCUAACCGGGACAGCGGUGAACUAGGUAAUCUGUCUUCCCUGCUGUAUCUAGCAGAAGACAUGUCUCCAUCGGACUGUGAUGACACCACUCCGGUUCUCAGGGAUGAUGCAAGCAGUGAUGACUUUCAGGAUGAAGAUUACAAGACUCGCUGGAGGUCUAUCAGAGUCAUGUACUUCAACAUGUUCCUCAGCAGUGUAGGUUUCACCAUUGUCAUCACAUCACUGUGGCCCUACCUCCAAAAGGUGGAUGCCAGUGCCAGUGCCAGCUUCCUGGGCUGGGUGGUGGCAGCCUACAGUCUUGGUCAGAUGUUGGCCUCGCCCAUCUUUGGCCUUUGGUCCAACUACCGUCCUAGCAGGGAGCCGCUGGUGUGCUCCAUCAUUAUCAACCUGUCGGCCAAUAUCUACUACGCUUACGCCUACCUGCCCACCACCCACAACAAGUUCCACAUCCUCGUGUCCAGAGCCUUUGUGGGCUUUGGAGCAGGUAAUGUUGCUGUGGUGAGGUCCUAUGUAGCUGGAGCUACAUCCCUGAAGGAGAGGACGGGUGCCAUGGCCAACAUGAGCGCCUGUCAGGCCCUGGGCUUCAUCCUGGGACCAGCUCUGCAGGCCGGCCUGUCCUUCAUUGGUGAGCAGGGUGUGGUGGUGCAGGGCAUCGACCUGCAGCUCAACAUGUACACUGCUCCUGCGCUACUGGCCACCGCUUUUGGCUUUAUCAACAUCCUGCUGGUUGUUCUGGUGCUCAGAGAGCACCAUGUUGAUGACCAUGGAAGACACAUCGAAGCCAUCAACUACACAUCAGAAGACAGAGAUGAUGUUAUUGAGGAACGUGAGGAGAGCCUUGAUCAGGUGGCAGUCGUGACUUCCAACGUUCUCUUCUUCAUCGUCAUGUUCAUCUUUGCUGUCUUUGAGACGAUUGCCACCCCUCUGUCCAUGGACAUGUUCGCCUGGACCAGGAAGGAAGCUGUGUUGUACAACGGCCUCAUCAUCUGCGGCAUUGGGUUUGAGUCCAUCUUGGUGUUUCUGGUUGUAAAAGCGGCCUCUCAAAGGGUCGGGGAUCGGCCAGUGCUGCUCGCAGGCUUGGCCGUUAUAUUCUGUGGCUUCUUUAUUCUGCUGCCAUGGGGAAACCAGUAUCCCAAAAUCCAGUGGGCAGACCUGAGAAACAACUCUUUGGUCAGCGGGAUGUCUGCAGCCUCCAACAGCUCUGUGGAGCCGACCGGCUGCCCGUACGAACAGACCUGGUGUCAGUACACGCCUGCCAUCCAUCUGGCCCAGUACAUCUCUUCUGACAUCCUCAUCGGGGUGGGAUACCCAGCCUGCAACGUCAUGUCCUACACACUGUAUUCAAAGAUCCUCGGACCCAGGCCUCAGGGUGUGUACAUGGGCUGGCUUACGGCCUCGGGGAGCGGGGCGAGGACGCUGGGCCCCGUAUUUGUCUCUCAUGCCUACACCCUGCUGGGCCCCCGCUGGGCCUUCAGCCUUAUCUGUGUCAUGGUGGUGGUGGCCAUCGUGCUGCUCAGCUCUGUGUACCACAGACUCAUCGCUUUUUCUGUUCGCUACAGGAGGAUGACAGCGUAACACGACACGAUUCCCACUGGAGAGACUAUAACACUCUGUGUUGCUGUUGCUGUCUUUAAAAUGAGAGUUUGACCUUUGAACUCUGGGGCGAAGAGAUAAGACCCGGUUAUUUCUCAAGUUAAAAGGGAGCAAGCACUGCAGCAAGACAAGUGACCCCUUUUAAUAAUGGUGUAUGAGGUGGGCCCACGAUCUAAGUUCACAUUUUUAAUACUCAGACUACUACUUCAGCAAAGCCACCUGAAACGGUUCUCUGAAUGUCUUGCUUUACAUUUUAACAUGAAAAAAUCUUCAGGCACACAUGACCUAAUCAAAGCUGCUGCAGGAUAAAUGCUUUACAAUUUUUUUGUAUUUAAAUGUGCUGACUACUGAAUGCUGUUUGAUUCAGUGGAUGAGACAUUCCCUGUACGCCAUGUACCGAGUGAAGGUUAUUGAGGAACAGCGUUAUUGAGAGAAACACAUUACAUGGGGGGGGGGAAGAUAUUGACAAUAUUGACAAUAGUGGCUCCACAUGUAGUUGUUUAAAACUCCAGGUUGUCUCCCUGAAAUAAUUCAGAAAGAUAUGUUUGAUAAAGGUGAGGGAUGAUUGACUGAGCAUUAAAGCAUUAAUAUGGUCUUUUGACAUACUCAAACUUUACCUGAGUAUUUCCAUUUAAUAUGACUAUAAUAUUUAUAGUAUAUUAUACUUUUUACUGCACUGCUUUUAUCUGUCAGCUAGUUACUUUUUACAGAAAUGUGCUUCUAUGUAGCUGUUUUCUCAUAUGAACGUCGGACUAUAUCAGGAGAAUCAGGUCUGCACAUU
This is a messenger RNA of Cottoperca gobio, 2644 nucleotides long. It is a transcript of the gene mfsd8, whose product is annotated as major facilitator superfamily domain containing 8. Gene Ontology annotation, cellular component: lysosomal membrane. Gene Ontology annotation, molecular function: transmembrane transporter activity. The coding region runs from base 331 to 1845 and encodes 504 amino acids. Gene Ontology annotation, biological process: transmembrane transport. The transcript is spliced from 12 exons. NCBI's taxonomy places the organism in Eukaryota, Metazoa, Chordata, Actinopteri, Perciformes, Bovichtidae. The record is from RefSeq and is a predicted model, not a curated record.